Rhopalosiphum maidis (corn leaf aphid) is the source of this 849-nucleotide messenger RNA. Its product is annotated as inhibitor of growth protein 5-like. Bases 25 to 813 code for a protein of 262 amino acids. The transcript is spliced from 6 exons. Lineage: Eukaryota; Metazoa; Arthropoda; Insecta; Hemiptera; Aphididae. Gene Ontology annotation, biological process: regulation of DNA-templated transcription. The record is from RefSeq and is a predicted model, not a curated record. Gene Ontology annotation, cellular component: nucleus.
UCAGCGCAAUCCUCGGAUGACAGUAUGGAGUCGUUGGAGAGUAUUCCUGUCGAGUUAGAAGAAAAAUUCACUUUGGUUCAACACAUCGAAAAUAUAGCUCACGAAAAAGUGCGUAAUGCUGACAAAUUAAAGGACGAAUUUCUGUCAGGAAAAAAUAACUUAUCGGAAGAAGAAAUAUCUGAAUAUUUAAUCUCAACACUAUAUUUUCUUGACGAUGUAAUGGAAUGCAUUGAUGACCAAGCUAAACUGGUUGUUCGAGCUUUUGAUGAGGUCAGUGAAAAUAUGAGGCAAUUGACUUUAGGUAAAGCAAGGUUAGAAGAAAACAUUUAUAACAGAGCAAGUGGCGCAAAAAAUAUUGAAGAAGGCGUACAACAAAUCGAUGGAAUUUGGAACAAGCCGAGCACAUCAAGGGAAGAAAAAACAACUCCUUACAAAAUAUCUGAAAAGAAAAUAAUUCAAAAAGAAGUUGCAAAAAUGAAUAUUACAGCAACUAGCAAAACACCUUUAGUCGGUGUUAUUCAUCCAACAAAUGCUACCAAUAGUGUAGCCAAUGAUAAAGUAGAGACUGGUCCCCUGAAUGGUGCAUUAGACAAUGCUGGGGUUGCACAUUCGCCUGAAGAAUUAGACAUGCCUGUCGAUUCAAAUGAACAAACAUACUGUUUAUGCAAACAAGUUUCUUAUGGUAAAAUGAUAGCCUGCGAUAACUCAUGUUGCCCAAUUAAACGGUUCCAUUUUGGAUGUGUUAACGUAACUACCAAGCCCAAAGGAAAAUGGUUCUGUCCGAAAUGUAAAACAAACAAAAUGAAAAAAUAACUCAUUUUAAAAAUGGAUAAGUUUUUAAUUUUAUAC